CCCUCGCGUCUGUAUAGUGAAGUGUGCGGGCAAAAAUAGUACUUUUACUUUCACUUGUUAUUGUUUUUCACUUGUUCCGACGGACAUGGAGUGCCUCAGUAAACAAGGAAAUCAAGUCGGCGGUCUCCCCUAUUCAGAAGAGGAUGGGGGGGAGAUGGGGUCGAUUAUAGCCGAGUGGUAUGCUGACCAGCACGUUUUCGUGACGGGGGCAACCGGUUUCAUGGGCAAAAUCCUUGUGGAGAAGAUACUGAGGUCCUGCCCGAAAAUUAACGCCCUGUACAUACUAGUUCGACCCAAGAAGGGCAAAGAACCGAAGCAGAGGCUGGAGGAGUUCCUGACCAGCCCUGUGUUCGACAGAAUAAGAAAACUACCCGCAGGUGCCGAGAUUUUCAAGAAACUACGCAGCGUGGGUGGCGACGCCACCCAGAAGAACUGCGGGUUGUCUCUAGAAGACCAGAGCCUCUUAAGAGACAACGUUUCGACCGUCUUCCACAUGGCGGCCAACGUACGUUUCGACCAGACACUGAAGAACGCCGUCCUCUUCAACGUGGGUGGUACCCUCAACGUGCUAGAGAUGGCGUGCGGUUUUCACAAAUUGAAAGCUUUCGUGCACGUCUCCACGACCUACUGCCAUUGCGAUGAAAUCGAAUUGAAGGAAAAACUGUACAAAGCCCCACAGGAACCCAGGAAUAUUUUACACCUCGCCAGGUGGAUGGACGACGAACUACUAGAAACUCUCACCCCCAAGCUCUUGAAGAACUCCCCCAACACAUACGCUUACACGAAGUGCCUAACGGAGCAACUGGUAUCGGAAUAUUCCGACAGAUUACCGAUAGCCAUCGCCAGGCCGUCCAUAGUGACGGCUUGCUACAAGGAACCGAUUCCCGGGUGGGUGGACAACCUCAAUGGGCCUACGGGUAUACUUAUAGGCGCAGGAAAGGGGGUUAUAAGGACGAUGUUGUGUAAUACCGAGUUAGAAGCUGAUAUAGUUCCUGUAGAUAUAGGAAUUAAUUCCUUGUUGAUAAUCGCUUGGAAGGUUGGGUCUCAGCCAAGGAGGGAGAUAGACGUGUAUAAUAUCAGCUCGAGUAAGGACCACUGCCUCAGCUGGGGUGAAGCCCUCGAACUGGGACGCAAGCACGUCUUCCAGUACCCCUUCAGCAUGUGCCUGUGGUACCCCGGGGGCAGCCCCAAGACCAAUUACUUAGCCCACAUCAUUGCCGUCUUCCUUUUCCAUUUGAUACCCGCCUACUUCGUAGAUUUUGUCCUUACUCUGACCAGGAACAAGCCGUUUUUGGUACGUACACAAAAACGUAUCCAGAACGGUUUGAAGGUGUUGCAGUACUACACGAUGAGACCCUGGGUGUUCCACAACAGCAAGCUGAAGGAGGUGUCCGAAGGGCUCGGCGAGGCGGACAGAAGGUUGUUUUAUGUCGACUGGGAGAAGUUCAAUCCCGACGAAUAUAUGUUGAACUACGUGUUGGGUGCUAGGAAGUACUGCGCACACGAGGAACUGGAUACGUUACCAAAAGCUAGACUGGCCCUUAAGAGACUGUACUACAUGGAUCUGCUGAAGAAUAUAUUACUGAUAGCUUUAUCUCUAUGGCUACUGUUCCAUUUUGCUGCGAAAUUCCUGGACAUAUUCGCACACCCUUUGGAAUUAUUUGAUGGAACUUACUUCCGAUCCCUCCCAAAGAUAGCCAAGAAUAUUUAGAGUACAACCCAUUAUUUAUUCCCUAUGUAAAAUAUAUUUUAUUAUUAUU
Messenger RNA from Anoplophora glabripennis (Asian longhorned beetle), 1760 nucleotides. Its product is annotated as putative fatty acyl-CoA reductase CG5065. Bases 86 to 1711 code for a protein of 541 amino acids. The transcript is spliced from 8 exons. Gene Ontology annotation, molecular function: alcohol-forming very long-chain fatty acyl-CoA reductase (NADP+) activity. Lineage: Eukaryota; Metazoa; Arthropoda; Insecta; Coleoptera; Cerambycidae. The record is from RefSeq and is a predicted model, not a curated record. Gene Ontology annotation, biological process: long-chain fatty-acyl-CoA metabolic process. Gene Ontology annotation, cellular component: peroxisome.